AUGGUCAGAUCCUCAAGAUACAAACACCAACAUGAUGGUAAUGAUGAUUUUUUUGAAAUAACAGAUUAUACACAAGCAUCGUCAUGGGAGAAUUUAAUUGCAAGAUUAGAAGAAAUUAUACAAUCUAGUUGCGAAUCCCGUAAAUCAUCAUUCGAACACUCUAUUCAAUAUAACAACUCACACUAUCAAUUGGUUUAUAUCUCACCAAUUAAUACAUCAACACUAAAUAAAUCUGAAAUUUCAAAAAUUUCAAAAUUAAAAUAUAAUGCACUUAGGGACAAUGGACCAAAUGUUACAGAGUUAUCAACAUUACUAUCAGCAUUUUCAAUAGCAUUACAUAACUGUGCGUGUUACUUACCAGCAUUUGUAGGUUUUGACGAAAAGAGAUAUGAAAAUUUUAUUGGCUAUAUGUAUGCACCAAUUUCAAGUAAAUCUUUAGAGAAUGAAGACCACUUUUUUGUAAAAUUUGCAACCGAAUCUAUUAUAUUAUCAACAUUAUCACCAAAUCAAAAUAUAGCAGAAUCUUUUGAAAAACAAUUAAAAAUAUUCUAUUCAAAAAUAUCAGUGGACCCAGACGAUAGAAAUUGGGACCAAUUUUUAAAUUUAUCAACAACAUCAACCAAAUAUACAUAUAUCAAAGGCAAUUGGAAUGAUAUCGAUUGGAGAAAUGCCGCCUCCUUGUCAUCAUCCACCUCCUCUUCCGUGGACUAUGAUAACGAAAUAUUUAGAUGGGGUUAUCCAAUGGAUCCAAUUAAUGAACUACAUUACUGUGUAAUUAGCCCACCAAUCAAAAGUACCCACAUUCUAGAGAAUGAUUUUCAAUCUAGCCAAACACCAAAAAGCUGGUUUGUUAAAGUUUUAUUUAGAAAGCCACACAACAGUCUCUUCCAACUCUCCAUUGGUGUAAUUAAUAUCUUCACAUCCUAUGUCGAAUCAAUCAAAUUAAUGUCCCAAUACAAUCCCUCUAUUCAACAAAUCUUAACAGACUACAAUUUAAACAAAACAUCUUCAACAAACCCCUCUUCUUCAUCAAAGCAAAAAUACCAAUCACAACAUCACAAUAAAACACAAAAUGCCUCGGACCAAAAUGAAUAUAAUGAUGAUGAUAAUCAAUCACAAAAUUAUAAAGGAACUGACAGUAUUUUAAAAACUAUGGGUACUUUUACUAAAUCAUUAGCAUCAUCACUCAGCUCACCACUUAUUCCUACAUCUAGAGAACUGGAACAACUUUUACAAUCACUAUUUACUGAUUCUAAAGACCCAAGUGAUAUCUAUCAUUUUGACAAUAUCCCGGAAGAAGAUUUAAAUGCCCCACCAUUAACCAAUAAAAGUACAAGAAUCAAAAGAGCACCAAUCGACUCUCUAUUCUUUUCAUUCUCUUUAAUGUGUCUAAAUAUUCAAAGCUUGGUUGGUGUACUAUUAUUCUGGAGCGAAUUUGUAGAUGAAAUUAAAUGGCAUUGGGAACAUCAAAUUUUAAUUCCAAGAACCUUUUCAUCAUCCCAUAUCAGUGUAAAUAAUUGCUUAAUUUUCCAAAAAUUACAAAUGAUUAAUUAUUGUGUAAAAAAAAGACAUGAAUAUCAAAACUAUCAAGAAACUGAAGAACAAUACAACAGUACAAACAACAAUAAUAACAAUGAAGAUAAUGAUAAUAGUAAUCAAAAUGGUUGGGAUGAUGAAGAUGUUAUUCCAACAACCCCAACAAUUAAAGGCAAAGAAGAGGGUGGUUGGGAUUUUGACGAGCAGCUUGAAGGUUUAGAUGAUCAAUUAGAAAAGAGCAACCUUUUAAAUAAUGAACAACAAGAGGAAAUAGACCCAGUUUCAAACAACAAUAAAAAACUAACAGGUCAAUAUUUGUUAUAUGAAGAUAGAGAGAUAAAUAUUCCAAAAACUCAAGAUUUUGGACCAAUGACAGAUGAUAUGGUAAACGAUCAUUUAAAUGAAAUGAGUGAUAUUGAAAUGACACAAGAAAAAAGACUCGAAUUGCAAACAGUAACCUUAUUAUCAGAUAUGCAAUCCUUUAAAUAUUCAAAUCCAGGUUGUGUUUUUGAAGAUUUUAUAAGAUGGCACUCAAAUGGUGACUGGAUCACAAAACCAAAUGAAAUGGAAUCAAUCAAUAUAAGAUUAAAACAACUAAAACAAGAAGAACUAGAUAAACAAAAAAUAGCAGAUGAAUUUACAAGUGACCAAUAUGAUGAAAUCAAACCAAUAGAUGAAUUCGAUGAAUCAAAAGGAAGAGAAAGAAAAUCAAACUAUGGUAGAGAAGGUUGUUUAUCUCUUAGAAUGGCUGGUAACGACACAAUUUGGAAAAAGACUUGGGCAAAAGCCAAACCAAUACCAAUUUCAAAACAAAAACCAUUAUUUGAUUUUAACAAACAAGCAACCAAUGCAAUUUCAUAUUUAGAAAAUAUUUUACCAUCAGAUUUAAUCCAUCAGAUAAUGUCAGUAAUUUUAACCUCAAUCGCCACAAUCUUUUCAAAUGAAAAAAAUAAAAGUAAUCUUUCAAGCGAAUAUUGUCUUGGUAUGGAUUUCCAACCAAUGAGGCAAUUGGUAGAAAAAUAUUUUGAAACAGUUAACCAAACUUGGCCAUCACAAAUUCCAAACUAUGAAUCAAUUAAAUCUAAAGACUUUGAUCCAAUUUUCAAAACAUUACAAGAUAUUGAAAAUAGUUAUUCAAAACUAAUCUCAUUAAAAACCAAAUUUUCAAAAUUAAAUAGAGUAAUUUAUAAUUUAUAUAGAGAUGGUUGUAGCGAUAUUUUAGAUAACGAAUUUGACUCGGUAUCAUAUCUUUUCUUUAAUGAAAUCGAUGAUUACGAAUAUGAAAUGGAAAACAAUGGUAUACCAACAUCAAUUCAACCCAAUGUUAAAGAAUAUAUUACUCGUAGCUAUUCACCAAGACCUUACAAAACUUCUCAAAUAAUGCCCCAUAAAAUGUACACCCAUAUUUCCCCAUAUGAAUGUAGAAUUGCAACAUCGAUUUCGGAAGAAGAUAUAUAA
Molecule: messenger RNA, 2994 nt
Organism: Dictyostelium purpureum
Lineage: Eukaryota; Evosea; Eumycetozoa; Dictyosteliales; Dictyosteliaceae
Exons: 4
Coding region: 1-2994 (997 amino acids)
Biological process (GO): positive regulation of GTPase activity
Molecular function (GO): GTPase activator activity
Source: RefSeq, a predicted model, not a curated record